AUGUCGUCCAAGCGAAUUGCAAAGGACUUUGCCAACUGCCAGGCCAACGCGCCGGAAGGCAUGACCAUCGAGAUGCCGUAUCCAGACGAUAUGAGCAUCUGGCACAUCACGCUCCAGGGGCCUCCUGACACCGUCUAUGCCAAGGGCACCUACGGCCUCGUCGUCGUGCUGCCCAACAACUACCCCUUCAAGCCGCCUGUCGUCACAUUUGCCACGCGCAUCUACCACCCCAACGUCACCAACGACAGCGCCGGCAACAUCUGCCUGGCCAUCCUCAAGACGGACAACUGGAAGCCGGCGUUCCCAAUGACAAGCGUGCUCGAGGCCGUGCGGAAUCUGCUGGUCGAGCCGCAGCCGGACGACCCGCUGGAGGCGCGCAUUGCCGACGAGUACCGGACACAGCGGGCCGCCUUUGAGGAGCAGGCGCAGCUGUAUGUGGAAAAGUAUGCCAAGGGCGCGCCCACGUUCCCGCCACGGCCGGACGCGGAUGGCAAGGCCUAG
Molecule: messenger RNA, 501 nt
Organism: Sporothrix brasiliensis 5110
Lineage: Eukaryota; Fungi; Ascomycota; Sordariomycetes; Ophiostomatales; Ophiostomataceae
Product: ubiquitin-conjugating enzyme E2 D/E
Exons: 2
Coding region: 1-501 (166 amino acids)
Biological process (GO): protein polyubiquitination
Cellular component (GO): nucleus
Molecular function (GO): ubiquitin conjugating enzyme activity
Source: RefSeq, a predicted model, not a curated record